UCACCGAGCGCUGCCUCUGAAGGAGGGCGAAGGUUUGCUGAGCUUUGCUCGGCACCCUCCAGGGCCUUCCAUCACCGAGCAGUGACAUGCCGCUUCCUUUUUUUUCCUUAAGCACUGUCUUAUUUUGCAGAAAGAAUAAUCAACAAUGUCAGCACUAAACUGGAAGCCCUUUAUCUAUGGAGGAUUAGCAUCAAUCACUGCAGAAUGUGGUACUUUUCCCAUUGAUCUGACAAAAACACGUCUCCAGGUUCAAGGUCAAGUUAAUGAUGCCAAAUAUAAAGAGAUCCGCUACCGUGGAAUGAUGCAUGCACUAGUCAGAAUAAGCAGAGAAGAAGGAUUGAAAGCCUUAUACUCUGGGAUUGCACCUGCGAUGCUAAGGCAAGCUUCAUAUGGAACUAUAAAAAUAGGCACUUACCAGAGCUUAAAAAGAACAUUUGUUGAGCAUCCAGAAGAUGAAACCCUGAUGAUAAAUGUUCUAUGUGGUGUUCUUUCGGGAGUAAUCUCAUCAUCUAUUGCCAACCCUACAGAUGUCUUAAAGAUCAGAAUGCAAGCCCAGGGUAGUAUGAUUCAAGGAGGAAUGAUGGGUAACUUCAUACAGAUCUACCAAAAGGAAGGCACUAAAGGCUUAUGGAAGGCAAUAUCAUUGACAGCACAGAGAGCUGCUGUUGUUGUAGGAGUAGAACUGCCAGUGUAUGACCUUACCAAGAAGCACAUAAUUAUGUCUGGAUUUAUGGGAGAUACCGUAUAUACUCACUUCCUCUCAAGUUUUACUUGUGGGUUAGCUGGAGCCCUUGCAUCCAACCCAAUUGAUGUUGUAAGAACACGCAUGAUGAAUCAGAGAAGCCAACAAUAUGGGGGACACUCAAACUACAAGGGUACUUUGGACUGCUUAUUACAAACAUGGAAGAAUGAAGGCUUUUUUGCUCUAUAUAAGGGGUUUUGGCCAAACUGGUUAAGACUUGGUCCUUGGAAUAUCAUUUUCUUUCUAACAUACGAACAGCUGAAAAAAUUAGACUGACAUGCUGAACUGUAUCCUGAAUUCUGUGAGUGUACUGUUUGAGUUUAAAGCAACUUGUAAGUUGUCUUGAGUAUUUACUCUUUGUUGUCGGAGAUGCUGGCCAGAGGAAGAGGUCACUGUGAGACUCUUGUGAAUGACAAGAACCUGGAGAAGUGGUUUCAAGGCUGACUGGCUCCUGUAACAAUAGCUUGCUUAUGUGACUCUGGGUGAUGUGCACGGUUUUCUAGACAGAAUCAAAUAUGGUGGCAUUCUGUCUGUCAGCUGUGUAAGUUUACUUGAAUGUGAAGGUCUGUAAUACAGCUUUAUGCUGUUGAGACUUAGAUGCACAAUGUUUUUAAGAGGCAGAGAAAGAUAGGUAGUACCACAGAGCUGAGUUUCUCCUUCCAUAAGGGUAUGCAAUUUGACUGUGGUAGUUUAUAGUUUCAAAGUAACUGGAAGUGUCACAAGAUGCCUUUUCAGGCUUUCAGUUCAGUAAAAUACCUGCUGCAAGAUAAAAGUCUGCUUCUGGUUUUAGAGCUUUCUGUGUUCUAAGACUUUAGAUGUUGGCAUAAGUUGCUGUAAAUGAUCCAGUUUCCUUUGAAAGCAUGGUUGCCACAGCUGUCAGUUUUGUAUAGCUGCAAGUGUUCUCCCAUAUAUUCUUGAUUUUUAUUUUUUUUCAGCGUGAUUCUUCAAUGUAUGCAUAUGUAAAUUCACAAGUAGGAAUGAAGUUCAAGCAAGUCCAUGCUUAUCUGCAUGUCUUGCAGAGAAACUUUCUAUGCCUUUCCUGUUGUUGGGAAGAGCUAUUUGUAAUGGAUGCUGGGUGUUAUGUAUCAUCUGAGAUACAAGUUUUACACUGAGCAGUUCUGGCUGUGUUAUAUAGGUGCCACAGGAAAAGAACCAGGCCCCUCCAAAGGUAAAUCCACAAUAAAGAUCAUUUUCCUUGUUUAAGAUAACACCCAAACCCAGAACUACUGAGUACUUCCAUAUAUGCAAGUAAACACCAUGUAGAAA
This is a messenger RNA of Pezoporus flaviventris, 2008 nucleotides long. It is a transcript of the gene SLC25A30, whose product is annotated as solute carrier family 25 member 30. The record is from RefSeq and is a predicted model, not a curated record. Lineage: Eukaryota; Metazoa; Chordata; Aves; Psittaciformes; Psittacidae. The transcript has 10 exons. The coding region runs from base 146 to 1018 and encodes 290 amino acids. Gene Ontology annotation, biological process: transmembrane transport.